AUGGCCAACAUAGUGCAUUUGCUCCUGACGUGUGUGGUGCCCGUCGUCCCACAAGGAUACGGUUCCGGAGGACAUGGCGGGCUGGGAGUCGAUCUCGGCGGUACAGGAGGCCACGGCGGCAGCGAUGUUGGAGGCGGAAGUGUUCUCCCAGGCGUCUUGGUUGGCAGCGGUGAGCUUCCUGAAAGUGCCAUUGGCGGUGUAGGUGGUAGUGCUUCUGCUGGCGCUGCUGGAGGAGUCAUUGGAGAAUGCGACACACCAACUGCUAGUGCUGCGGGCAUCUUCGACGCUGGAGUCGCUGGAAACGCCAUUGAUGUUGGUAUUAGCGAGGAAUAUACUACCCCUGAAGUUUCUCCUGCCAGUCCCCCUGACAGCGAAUAUGCUGCUCCUCACUGA
Penaeus chinensis is the source of this 393-nucleotide messenger RNA. RefSeq lists its product as uncharacterized. NCBI's taxonomy places the organism in Eukaryota, Metazoa, Arthropoda, Malacostraca, Decapoda, Penaeidae. The transcript is spliced from 3 exons. The record is from RefSeq and is a predicted model, not a curated record. The coding region runs from base 1 to 393 and encodes 130 amino acids.